CUACGUACCAUUGACACAAGCACUGAGCUCCGCCUUGAUGCAAUGGAAGUGCUCUGUGCUCUGGCAACUCAGCUGGGCAGAUCUUACGAGCGUUUCAUUCCAAUCGUGAAUCGAAUCACCGUGAAGCACAAGAUUUAUCACCCGAGAUAUGACAUCUUGGUGGCCAAAGUUGUUCGUGGAAAGACUGUGUCUGAUGGUGAGAUGUCGAUCAUAUCAACUCACAUGCGCCCUAGGCGACAUGGGUCCCGUAAUCACCACAGUGAAGACUCCACGACGAUCAAGAAGGGUACAGUCAUGGUCCAGUCUCUUCAGCGAGCUUGGCUUUUCACGCGAUUGGUGAGCAAGGAUGAUUGGCUGGAGUGGCUGAGACGAUUCAGCAUCGAGCUCAUGAAGGCCUCACCAUCGCCUGCUUUGAGGUCAUGUUACUCAGUGGCCACAACGUACGUCCAGCUGUCUCGGGACCUCUUCAACGCUGCCUUUGUGUCCUGCUGGAGCGAGCUCAAUGAAAGCUUGCAGGAUGACUUGUUGCAGUCAUUACGCCAAGCAUUGACUUCUCAGGACAUUCCGGAGAUCACGCAGACACUCCUCAACCUGGCAGAGUUCAUGGAGCAUUGUGAUAAGGGCCCACUUCCUCUGGAGCUCCAGCUCUUGGGAGAGAAAGCGAUGGGAUGCCGAGCGUACGCUAAAGCUCUGCAUUACAAGGAGGAAGAGUUCCACAAAGGUCCCACUUCACAAGUUCUGGAGCAUCUGAUCUCCAUCAACAACAAACUGGGACAGAAGGAAGCUGCUUCGGGUCUUUUGGAGUACGCGCGCAAGAACAACCGCACCGACAUGAAGGUCCAAGAACGGUGGCACGAGAAACUCCACGACUGGGACCAGGCCCUCCAGGCGUACCAGACGAAGCUCGAGGCUCGACCGGACGACUUCGACCUGAUGCUGGGUCAGAUGAGGUGUCUGGAAGCCCUCGGGGAAUGGGGGGAACUAUACAGCGUCUCGUACGAGUGCUGGAACGGCGAUCUUCAAGAUGACAGUCGUGGCCAGAUGUCUCGCGUAGCGGCGGCAUCUGCCUGGGCCAUGGGUGAGUGGCCCAUGAUGGAGAAGUAUACGAAGUACAUCCCGCGCGACACCCAGGAAGGUGCUUUCUACCGCGCAGUCUUGGCAGUGCACAAGGACCAGUACCGCUCGGCUCAGCAGUUGAUCGACUCCGCCCGUGACUUGCUGGACACGGAAUUAACGGCCAUGGUCGGAGAGAGUUACCAGCGGGCUUACAACGUGAUGGUUUCUGUGCAGAUGCUGGCCGAGUUGGAGGAAGUGAUUCAGUACAAAUUAGUCCCCGAGAGAAGGACGGCCAUCACGCAGAUCUGGUGGGAGAGACUCCAAGGUUGUCAGAGAGUUGUCGAGGACUGGCAAAGGAUCCUUCAGGUGAGAUCUUUGGUUCUCAACCCUCAGGAGGACAUGAGGCCCUGGCUGAAGUUUGCGUCCCUCUGCCGGAAAUCGAACCGUCUCACUCUGUCCCACAAGACACUGGUGAGGCUUCUUGGCUCUGACCCUUCUUCAAACCCACAGCAAGCGUUGCCUGCCAAUCACCCUCAUGUCACUUACCAGUACUGUAAACACAUUUACACGUAUCCCAACAGACGUCAAGAAGCCUACGGACAGCUACAAAACUUCUGCCAGUUCCUGGCACCUGCUGUCGUCAUGGAAGGCCAGAAUGGCGACAACAAGCUCAGAAAGCUGGUGUCCAGAGUGUACUUAAAGCUCGGCGAAUGGUUUGAGCAGCUUCACGGCUUAAACGAGGACCACAUCAACACAAUUCUGACUUAUUACACCCACGCUAAGGACACGGACGAGACUUGUUACAAGGCGUGGCACGCUUACGCGUACAUGAACUUUGAAGCCAUCCUCUUCUACAAGAACAAGUCUGAUGCCGUGAAAGCAGAAAGCGGAGCGGAAGAUCCCAACACACCGACGAAGAAGAAGAAAACUGCUGCAGACUUCACUGUGGCAGCCACGAAGGGAUUCAUCCGUUCUAUAUCGCUGAGUGAUGGCAACAGUUUGCAGGACACCUUGCGACUCCUGACAGUGUGGUUCGAGCACGGCCACCAGCCUGGGGUCUACGAAGCCCUGGUCGACGGGCUCAAGACCAUUCAGAUUGAUACGUGGCUGCAAGUGAUUCCCCAGUUGAUUGCGAGAAUUGAUACCCCUCGAAUCCUAGUCGGGAAACUCAUCCACCAGUUACUAAUGGAUAUCGGCAAACAUCACCCACAGGCUCUGAUAUAUCCGCUAACUGUGGCGGCCAAGUCGGCUGUGCCACUCCGCGUUCAGGCUGCCGAAAAGAUCCUCAAGAGUAUGAGAGAACAUUCAGCACACCUGGUCCAGCAGGCCAUGAUGGUGUCGGAGGAGCUGAUCCGAGUGGCCAUCUUGUGGCAUGAGAUAUGGCACGAGGGCUUGGAGGAGGCCAGCCGGCUGUAUUUCGGAGAACGCAAUGAGUCUGGGAUGUUCCGGGCGCUGGAACCCCUGCACGCCAUGAUGGAACGUGGGCCUCAGACGCUGAAGGAAAUGUCCUUCAAUCAGGCCUACGGGCAAAAUCUCCUCGAUGCCCUGGAAUGGUGUCGCCGCUACCAGAGGUCGGGCAACAUCCGAGAGUUGAACCAGGCCUGGGACCUCUAUUACCAUGUCUUCCGUCGUAUAUCACGCCAGCUGCCCCAGCUGACUUCACUGGAGCUGCAGUCAGUUUCCCCCAGGCUGCUCAAGUGCCGAGACCUGGACAUCGCCGUCCCUGGGUCUUACGCCCCCAAUAUACCAGUUAUUUGCAUUGCCCAGGUUCAGUCUUCUCUCCAGGUGUUAACAUCGAAGCAGAGACCGCGCAAGCUGUUCAUACGAGGCAGCCACGGCAAGGACUUUGGCUUUCUGCUGAAGGGACACGAAGAUCUGCGGCAGGAUGAGAGGGUCAUGCAGCUCUUUGGUCUGGUCAACACACUCCUCAUCAGCAAUCCCGACACAUUCAGACGAAACCUCACGAUUCAGCGUUUUGCUGUGAUUCCCCUGUCCACCAACUCGGGACUGAUCGGCUGGGUGCCACACUGCGACACCUUGCACGCCCUCAUCCGAGAUUGGCGUGAGAAGAAGAAGAUCCUGCUGAACAUUGAGCACAGAAUCAUGAUGAGGAUGGCCCAAGAUCUCGACCACCUGACACUGAUGCAGAAGGUCGAGGUAUUCGAACACGCCUUAGAACACACGCAAGGAGAUGACCUCGCCCGCCUACUCUGGUUCAAGAGCCCCUCCUCAGAAGUGUGGUUCGACCGCCGCACCAACUACACGAGGUCCUUGGCUGUUAUGUCGAUGGUGGGCUACGUUUUGGGCCUGGGAGAUCGUCACCCAUCUAACCUCAUGCUGGACCAACUCUCGGGCAAGAUCAUCCACAUCGAUUUCGGCGACUGCUUCGAGGUUGCCAUGACUCGUGAGAAGUUCCCAGAGAAGAUCCCCUUCCGUCUAACCCGGAUGCUGAUCAAUGCAAUGGAGGUGACCGGGAUAGAUGGGACUUAUCGAAUGACCUGCGAGUCGGUCAUGGGGCUCAUCCGUCGAAACAAGGACUCUCUCAUGGCCAUGUUGGAAGCCUUCGUCUAUGACCCUCUGCUCAACUGGCGUCUGAUGGAACACACUCAGCCCAGGAGCAAGCGUUCGGUCGUGGGGGAGAGUAUCAGCGGUGGUAGGGUCGGCACGACCGAGACUCCUCAGACGCCCAUAAUGGAAGCAACUUCGUCGACGGCGCCUCUGGGCUCUCACACAAAGAAGGUUGAGCUCAGGGAGGACUUGGGGACUUCGGAGGCCCUGAAUAAGAGAGCCGUGGCCAUCAUCAACAGAGUCCGCGACAAGCUGACCGGACGAGACUUCUGCCACGACGAACCUUUGGAUGUACACAAGCAAGUUGAAUUGCUGAUCGCUCAGGCAACAUCUCACGAAAACCUCUGCCAGUGCUACAUUGGUUGGUGCCCAUUUUGGUAAAUGGCUAAAUGUACAGAGUUCUUAUUUGGCCACUGAUAGCGUUUUGCACAGUUUUAGCCAGCAGCAUUUGUAAAUAAAUAGUAUAUCUGAUAUUUUACGAGAUGAUUGUUAUUAUAAUGUAUAUAAUACAAGAUGUGACCUAUUUUAAACUUUUGAAAAACUCAAAUUCAAGCGAUGGUGCUUCAGAUUUUUGUUUUAAUCUGGUAAAAUGAGGAUAGUAGAUGCUAUAUUUUACUACUACAAGAUUUUGUUGGAAUACUUGUGAUCUAGAUGCAGUCAUUACACAGACUGUAAACGUAUUUUGAGCUGUACUGUACAUAUCUCUAUUGCUGGUGUAGUUGAUUUGCUAUGACAGAGGUUCUGUGAAGAAAAUCAGGGUUUAUGUUCACCCAAUGUAUCCAAAUUCUCUUGAAUUUGAGUUUUACUGGUGAACAUCAGUGAUUUCAUACUGUUGUUCAAUUGUUCCUCAGAAUUAAAUGUUGAUUCGAGGGAGGUGACACAUAAGACUAUUUUUAGUGGGUUUGUAUACUGCAGUGGUUAUUUUCAUAUUUUUGCUUAUAUUUGUAUGGGUGUAGAGGAUGACCAGUUAGCAAAACUACAAAAAAAUACUUUAAAAAUGUGUAAUCAAAAGGUAUACUACUAAGAUUGUACUUCGAUACGUUUUUGUACAUAGCCGGGCAUUGCAAAAAACUAGUGAUAAGCUGUCAUGUCAUGUGAUUUUGUUAGUCAAUAAUAAAGUUAAAUUUUUUA
Molecule: messenger RNA, 4755 nt
Organism: Macrobrachium nipponense
Lineage: Eukaryota; Metazoa; Arthropoda; Malacostraca; Decapoda; Palaemonidae
Gene: Tor
Product: serine/threonine-protein kinase mTOR-like
Biological process (GO): protein phosphorylation; negative regulation of macroautophagy; TOR signaling
Cellular component (GO): TORC1 complex; TORC2 complex; nucleus
Molecular function (GO): protein serine/threonine kinase activity; protein binding; protein-containing complex binding
Source: RefSeq, a predicted model, not a curated record